Molecule: messenger RNA, 1166 nt
Organism: Brassica napus (rape)
Lineage: Eukaryota; Viridiplantae; Streptophyta; Magnoliopsida; Brassicales; Brassicaceae
Exons: 1
Coding region: 666-884 (72 amino acids)
Source: RefSeq, a predicted model, not a curated record
AAGAUUUAGAGUUUAGAGUUUUAAACUAGAAAAGGAUUCAUUUAUUUUUUAAUUUAUUAUGAGUUUUAGAUUUUAUUUUGACAUAUUAUUUGAUGCUUGUCUUUAAAAGUUUAUGAUUUAUAAUUUAGAACUUUAGGGUUUAGGUUAUGUUUAGGUUUAAAAUUUGGAAAGGGGUAAAUUUGAGUUUCUUUUGAAAUUGAUUAUAUAUGCUGAUUUUUUUUCUAACAUAUCAUUUGGUGUUUAUUUUAAUAAGAUGAUCAUACAUUAGAAGUUUAGGUAUAAAUAAGGUUUAAAUUUUCAACGAAUUAAGUUGUGUCUACAUAUUUCCACGAAACAAAUCGUAGCUAAUAGUGGAUUUGAAUUUCAAAUAUCUACAAAAUAUAAAUCGUAACUAUUUAGCCACAAAAAUCUAUGCAGUAGCCACAAAUUUUGGAUUUUUUAAAUGAUAGCUUGUUUGUGGCUAUUUGCGGCUUCAAAAUUACAGCCAAAAAAAUUUUGUAGCUAAUUCGUAGCUAUAUUCUAUUUUUCUUGUAGUGCAACGACAUCUCAAGAAUCCUAUAUAAAGAGUCAUUAUCGAAUUCAUUAUAUAUACAAACCUAAAAAGACCCAACACUUCUCUAACCAAUAAGAAGGAAUCUAGCACCAAAAAAAACAAUAAUAGAAGUAUGACGAAGAAACAAUUACUGCUCGUGAUUAUCUUAGUUGUUAUUUUCGUUAUUGUCUUGGACGUUACGCAAGUUGAGGCCAUGAGGCCUUUCCCGGAGGCCGUCGAUGAGAUCAGUCUACUGUUGUUUCAGUCGCUGCAAAGAGGCCCGGUCACUGGCUCUAGUCGGAGCGGUUGCACCAAUAUUCCUCGCGGCUCAGGAAGGUGCCGCCGCGGCUAGAGCUGUCAUACGAAUCUUCUUCCACUUCAUUAUUCGUUGAUUCUUUUUUUUUUCCCACACUUGUGUGUUACGUACAUAAUUACAUAUACGUAAUUAUACGAUAGCUUUAGACUUGGUCUCAUAUCAUUUGAACUGUAAUCAAUUUUAUUUAAUGUUUGUCCUCAAUGACAAUACAUACAUUCUUUUUUGGCUAUUCACUAAGUUUGUCAAGAAAAGCCAUUUGUAGAAACAAAUAUACAAAUAAUCAAUAGAUUUCCGUCUUAAAAAUAGAAACUUUAUUGG